GUACUAAACCUAGUCAAAUUCCCCUUCUAUUAUAAGACCAAUAACAUUUCAACCGCAAUUUUAUAUUUCCGAGGCGACUUCUCCGUCUAAACUCUCCGACGCCGACAAACCUCGCUCACCGGAAUUAAUCAUUCAAAAAAUGGCUUUAGGUGGAACAGCUCCCCCAAGAGGAAGUGCAGCCGCAACUGCAAGCAUGAGGAGGAGGAGAACAACCGGUGGUGGGGCCUCUGGAGGAGCAGCUGGAACUAUGCUUCAAUUUUACACUGAUGACGCCCCUGGACUCAAGAUCUCCCCUAAUGUGGUUCUUGUAAUGAGCAUUGGCUUUAUAGCAUUUGUUGCCAUCCUUCAUGUGAUGGGCAAGCUGUAUUUUGUGCGUAAGGACUGAGGAGGCUUAGAGAAUAUGUCAAGAAGUUAGGUCCAUUUUUGGAUUUUUAAUACACAGAUUGUUAUGGAAUUUAGAUCUUCAGUUGCUGGAUCCACCCCCUCCUUUGCUUUUGUUUUAUGGUUCAAUACUCUGCUAAUUUUUUAACAGUUAAAAUUUAAAAUAUUUCUGAUCGUA
Messenger RNA from Abrus precatorius (Indian licorice), 559 nucleotides. Its product is annotated as protein transport protein Sec61 subunit beta-like. Bases 140 to 385 code for a protein of 81 amino acids. Gene Ontology annotation, cellular component: endoplasmic reticulum membrane; Sec61 translocon complex. The record is from RefSeq and is a predicted model, not a curated record. The transcript has 2 exons. Gene Ontology annotation, biological process: intracellular protein transport. NCBI's taxonomy places the organism in Eukaryota, Viridiplantae, Streptophyta, Magnoliopsida, Fabales, Fabaceae.